Messenger RNA from Botrytis deweyae, 675 nucleotides. RefSeq lists its product as uncharacterized. Lineage: Eukaryota; Fungi; Ascomycota; Leotiomycetes; Helotiales; Sclerotiniaceae. The transcript has 2 exons. Bases 1 to 675 code for a protein of 224 amino acids. The record is from RefSeq and is a predicted model, not a curated record.
AUGCCUCUUCGAUCCGCAUCGGAGGAUACUGAUGAGUCAGUUGACCAGUCCGCCAUAUCUCUUCUGCAAAGGUCUUCGGAAAAUGAAGCACAAUUUUCUCCAAACAAACGUUCACACAUAAGACGUGCCCUCGACACCGUUACCCUAUCUUGUCUCUUUGCUAUCUUAAUUGUCGUUAUCUACAGCUUAUUCCAGUACCAGGAUAGACAGCCAGUACUCAAGUCUCGAACAUUCACUUGCGGCAAUACAACCGCUGAUGCACAGCAAAAUAACUGUGUUUAUGAUCCUCUGGCUGUCAGUUGGGUUCCUCGGGAAUGUCUUGACUCUACAUCUCUUCAAGAGUAUAACGACCACGGCCCAUGGGAAUAUUUCCAGAACAAGAAUAGGUCCGGUAAAAUAGACCCAUUAGACCUUGGCUUCGAGAUGUAUUAUACAACUAUCCGAGAGCACGUUGUACACUGUGCUAUAGUCUGGCAACGUUUGCAUAGGUUCACUAUUGGUUCUCACGAAAAUCUUGUGAUUACAUCCUCGUUAGACGAGUCAAAGUUGGAGCAUACAGAACACUGCUCUCGUAUGUUGAUUAAAUGGGUUGACAAUUUUAACUCUACUAAGCUUCAAGAGCUAGGAACUCGAAAUAACCCUGGCUUUCAAACAUGUUCAAUACAGGAGAUAUGA